Messenger RNA from Labeo rohita (rohu), 2602 nucleotides. It is a transcript of the gene il1fma, whose product is annotated as interleukin-1 family member A. The coding region runs from base 620 to 1759 and encodes 379 amino acids. The transcript is spliced from 8 exons. The record is from RefSeq and is a predicted model, not a curated record. Gene Ontology annotation, biological process: cellular response to lipopolysaccharide; immune response; cytokine-mediated signaling pathway. Gene Ontology annotation, molecular function: cytokine activity. Lineage: Eukaryota; Metazoa; Chordata; Actinopteri; Cypriniformes; Cyprinidae.
UUCAAAAUUAUACUGUUUUUCCUGUACUUUGGAUCAAAUAAAUGCAGACUGAGCAGAAGAGACUUAUUUAAAAAACAUUAAAAAAUUACUUUUUAAAAACUUUUGACUGGUAGUGUAUGUAUAAUAAUAUUUAUUAUACAUUAACUGUAAAUAUAUAUUGUUUGUGUGUGGAUGGAUGUGUUUUUAAAUGCUUUGCCACCAACAAAGUAAAAAAAAAUUGCAAUUUGAGGUAAGCAGUUGUUGUACACUUAUCUGCUUACCCACACCAAGUGCCUCUUCCCCUGCAGUUUCCUCUUCUAUUGUUAAUAUUACCUUACAUGAGGAAGUAUAGUAGGAUUAUAUUUCAGGAGUGUAAACUUGUACCUUUGUGAUUGUGUAACCUCAUUAUUUUAUUUCCUCCAAGUAAUUUUUGUCAAUUAAGAUCCCUUUCAAUACUUGUUCCCUGUGAAAUAGAUUUUGUGCACUACACGGUGGAAACAAUAAAAUGUGGGAAUUCAGACCAGAAAUCUGUCAUAAAUAGGUGUAUGUCAAUUCACUAACCGAAAUAAAGAGAAAGUUUCCUGUCAAAAGGUCAACACCAGCUUGCAAACACAUGUGAAUCUGCCAUUCAGACUCAGAGAUGAACAGCAGGUUUACAGGCUUUCAAAAGCCAGUGUUUCGCAGUCUGGUCUCACACAUCUUCGUAAUCGACACUGAGAUCAUCAUGGCAUCAGAGGGGAGUCCUGUUUGUGGCGGUGUUUUGUUGCUACACACUGAAUGUGGAGGGAAACACUCAUAUGAAGUGAAUGGCUUUUUGAACUAUAACAAAGGAAUGUUCGCAAGCGCGGGAGAUAAACUUAUAAUGGUAAACAACACAGAUGUGGAGGAUUUGACUCCGAAGGCAUUAGCUGAGCUCCUGGUUGAAAGAUCACCCUUACUUACCAUACAUCAUCCGCACAAAAGAAAAACCGAAGAGUGUGAAUCUGAGGAGAUCAGCGUCUAUGACAAGAAGCCGAUAGUCAUGAGAUUCAGCCUGAUGAUGGUGAGAGAGGAAGAUCUGGACGCCGCUGGAGAUGAACCAUCACCAGACUGGGAAUACAUUGAGGAUGACUGUUUAAGUGAUAACAAUCUUCUGCUUGUAUCUAUGGCUGACACAUGCUUCAGUAAGAUCGCUGCUCGGGGCUGUGAUCCUAACAGCCCUUGCAACAGCUGUGGAGGGAUGAAUUGCGAGUUUAAUGACGUUGUUGUCUUGCCUGCGACAUCUACGAUUACCUUUAAUUCUUCAAGGAUUUUGAGGCAGAUUAGAGAGCAAAAAAAUCUGUAUUUGAAGAGUUUCAUCAUGAAGCAGUAUGUCACUCCAGAUAAUCAGCAUAUGCUUUUGAAAGACACAAUGUCAGCAAAAAUCACCCUCUACUAUUACGCUGACAACAUGGGCCGUAAUGGUGUUCCUGUUGUACUGAACUUCACUGGCACAGAAAACUUCUUCUGCUGUACCACCAAGCAAGAUGAAGAUAAGAAGAUGUUAAAACUCGUGAGCCAUAAUAAAAGCGACCUGAAAAAGAUCUGUCCUGAUGACCAAGAAAAAUGGUCUCUUGUAUUCUACAUGUCUUCCGGGCCAGACGGCCUCCGGCGUUUUGAGUCAGCUCUUUACAGUGGGUGGUUUAUCUACACACAAAGCAUAGGUAAUAGAGAGGUGGACAUGCAAAAAGAAGAUCAGUAUGACAGUAAACAAGACAGUGCCUUCUCAUUCGUGAUUUUGAGUGAGAAUGGGAUAUGUUAGAAUUCAAGAUCUUCAUAUGAACAUCACAGCAUCAAGAGUUGAAAUGAUAAAUUGCCAUUUCCUACGUUAGAAGUUACAAUAAACUUUUAAACUACAGUACCUGUUUUAUCACACUUGUAUAUGACAUUUAACAGCUAGGAAUUGUUCUCAAAUUAACUUGCAUUUUAAUAUACUAAUGAUUCAAACACAACCCGAACAUAAUGAACUUUCUUUACUGUUUGAUUCAAGCUGGUGUGACAAUCACAGGUGAAGCCUAGAGCUUUAUUAAAAAUGUCAAAAAAUUCUUUGGAUUGACAACUAAAUGAAAAGCAAAUUGGUCAGAUUAGUUUGUUAAGAGGUUGUGCUGGAGACUGUUCAGAAGAGUUGGUUAAAGCUGCCACAUGUUUUGGGUGAGUUGAAGGUUAAGAUUGUCUUAGAGGAUACAGCCUCCUCCAGAGAAUGGUGUUUUACUGCCAUUGCAGUAGUGAGUAGAUAUGUAUCAUACUAUUAGCUAACGUGUUUUUAAUGUCAUUUUUAUAUUAUUCAGCUACUUUUUUAAAAGCGAUGUUUUUAAAAUAACAUAAUUAAAAUUACUCAUAUUUAUUUUAUUGCUAACUGCUCUUAGUUACUUUUCGGGCUGAAACAUGGUUUUUGUAGUAUUGGAAAGAAAUCUUUGCAAAACGCAAUGUAUGUAAUUCCUGUAUUUAUAUUAUCAGCUAUUACUUACGCUACAUUUGUCUGUUUAAGUUAAAACCCACUAACAGCUCUAAACAGCUGCUUUUGUUGCAUAAAUGUAUCAUUUACUAUGGUAAUGUGUGUUUAUGUACGAUUCCUCUAUCAAAUUGCAAUAAAAUGUAAAUCAAG